CUUGUUCACCAGGGCCCCUGAUGGUGGGGAUGGACUUGGAGCAGACAGGAACCAGGUCGCGGGCGCCUGAGUACACCUGCCUGAGGUGGAGGAAUCCGCCGGGGGUCUAUGCAGGUGGAAAGCCUGACGUGAAGAGGCAGAGGGCGGAAGCAGGGAUGGCUGGAUCCGUGCUGGAUGGAUGGAUGAGCGUGAUGGAUGGAUGAGCUUGGUCAAACGGGCCAGGUCGGUAACAGUGGGGUCAGCGUAGUACAAGGCAGCAGGCAGAAGAAUAGUCAGGUCACUCGCCGGGGUCGGUACUAGUAGUUCGGAUCAGGUUUAGGAAUAUCCAGAAGAGAGGUCAAACUAGCCAGGGGUCAGAGCAGGAGAAGUCAGCAGAGGUCAGGUUCAGGCAAAG
Molecule: messenger RNA, 394 nt
Organism: Staurois parvus
Lineage: Eukaryota; Metazoa; Chordata; Amphibia; Anura; Ranidae
Source: the annotation of a GenBank genome assembly